Molecule: messenger RNA, 4344 nt
Organism: Pseudoliparis swirei
Lineage: Eukaryota; Metazoa; Chordata; Actinopteri; Perciformes; Liparidae
Product: C-X-C chemokine receptor type 3-like
Exons: 3
Coding region: 287-1357 (356 amino acids)
Biological process (GO): G protein-coupled receptor signaling pathway; immune response
Cellular component (GO): membrane
Molecular function (GO): G protein-coupled receptor activity
Source: RefSeq, a predicted model, not a curated record
UCCCUGUUUGUUACGCAGAGGGCAUCCGAGUUGGCAAACAGCGGUCGAAGCGCAGCUUUUCUCAUCGCCUGCUUUGGUUUCUCUCGUGGUGUUGUCACCGCGGAUUCACCAGCAGCCCAUUUACACACGCGAUUCCAAAUCCAAUUCGUAUUUGAGUGAUUGUUACAGUUCACGCUCAACCCCGGAGAGAUAUUGGGUUCGUUUGCCCGCUGGACGUGACGGACGACAGCUGCAAGUCUCCAACAACUGCAGCAGUAAACUUGUCCAAAGCCGAUGACCCCCGUAGAUGAACAUGGAUGUGGAUCUCGAUGGAUUAUUUAGCCAUAAUGGCACCUAUAACUACGAGGACGACUAUGAGUAUAACGAGGACAUCGCCCCAGGAGCCGGUAAAGCAGUGUGGGCCCCGGUUCUGUACUCGAUGGUGCUGGUUGUAGGACUGCUUGGAAACGGACUACUCCUGGCCAUUCUGGCUCAGAAGAGGCGAUCCUGGAGCAUAGCGGACACCUUCAUCCUCCACCUGAGCGUCGCGGACAUCCUGCUGCUGGUGACGCUGCCCUUCUGGGCCGCACAGGCGGCUCGACCGAGUGGAUGGUGCUUCGGGGAUUUUCUAUGCAAGAUCAGCGGAGCUGUAUUUAAUAUCAACUUCUACUGUGGCAUCUUUCUGCUGGUUGUGAUCAGUCUGGAUCGCUACCUGUCCAUCGUGCACGCCACCCAGCGGUUCUCCCUGAAAAAGCCCAGGUUAGCUCAUAUCAGCUUCCUGUCGGUCUGGAUCUUCUCCCUGCUUCUCAGCAUCCCUGACUGUGCUUUCCUGGUGGCGAGGAGAGAUCCGGCCCAAGCCAAAACCCUGUGCGAUCACAGCUUCUCCCAGGCAGUAAUCGGUUGGAGGCUGGUGUCACGCGUUCUCCACCUCACGCUGGGCUUCCUGCUGCCUGCAGCCGCCCUGGUCGUCUGCUGCUCCUGUGUCCUCCAGAAGCAGAGGACAGUCACCCUCAUCAUGCCCCUGGUUGGGCUCUUCUUACUCUGCUGGGUGCCAUACAACAUUACACUCAUUGUGGACACCUUCAGAAGCUGCUCGAAGGAGCCUGAUGAGACAGAAAGUUGCCUAAAAGCAGCUCUGACGUUCACAUGGGCUUUGGGCUGCAUGCACGCCUGCCUCAGGCCUCUGCUCUAUUUCGGCCGAUGUAAAAACUUUAGGAAACAGACACUGGCCAUGUUUAGGUGUGCUAAAGUUGAAUCUCAGAGUUCGCUGUGGGGCUUGGGUGUUGGCGAGGAGGCCCUGCCUGACCAGAAUGCCGAAGGGGAAGCUUUGAAACAGAUGGAAAGUGAAGGUCACCAGGUGCAGUCAACUCAGUGUUGAAUAAUGGACACAAAUUCCCUGUUGUGACUCAGAAGUGAUCAUGAUGAUGCUCCGCCCCUGAGGGGAAUUUAGUGUGAAAUUGUGUCAUGGGUGUAAGGGAUGGAUGACCUUAUGAUGAGAUAAGGAUGAGAAAGAGAUAUUUCAAAAAUAUGACUCUUAGAAUGUGCACGUCAAUGCAAAGGUCACCCUACCACGCUAUGGCGACAUGCAUUUUUAUUUUGAAAUCACUGUUGCACAAUUUUAGCUUGUUACCUUCAAUCAUGAUUUUUUUUCUUGAAUUGUUAAUAUCUUUUUUUACAGGGUAUUAUUAUUGUUAUUAUUAUUUGAUAUAGGAAAAAAUGUAUCAGUGAACAGUUUUUAAGCUGUUAAACAUUCAUCAUAAUGCUACGGUGUCAUAUAUAUAUAUAUAUAUAUAUAUAUAUAUAUAUAUGCCAUAACGGUUUAAAUUCUUGGAAAGGAAUAUGGUAAUUAAACAUUUUUAAAGGAUGAUUAUUAAGUCAGUGUUAUUUUUGAUCCUUCAUUAAGCGGAGCGAAAGAGUUUAUUACAUUUAAUCUGAUGACAAAUGAUUCACUUCUGAUGUCAUGAUGUUAUUUCCAGGAAGUAACGACUGUGGAUUUCACGAUUGUGUCUGACCAGUGAGGGAAUUUCCCAGCGGCGAAUCCCACAGAUCCACACAUUAUUUGCUUUUGACUUCUUUGUUGCAACAUGGGUGAGUGUGCUGUAGGACAGCCGAUGACACAAACAGGUGGUGAUGUCAUCAGUCAGGUGAUAGAAGAGGAGCUGGAGGAGGGGAAGAAAGAUCUUAAUACCACAGCCUUUUCAUAGCUCUCGGUUUCCUCUCAUCUAAAGUCUUGAGAACAGUGGCGUGCUUUAUGCGUAAGUGCGGUUGACUGGAAACCAGCUGUAGGUGGUAAAUGGAGAGAAGAAGAGGAGUUGGAGAAGAAAAGAUCUUAUUUUAGAGCUCAUGGUGCACGUUGUGUUGAGCACUACAUUUGUGGUUUCACCUUGUUGUUGGUCAGGUUGUUGUCUACUGGGCAAGUUAAUAUUAACAUAUGUGACCUUAAAUAAAGUGGUGUGCUUUUAGAAACUGUAAAAUAAGUUCACACAAGACAAGAAACACCUUCCCUCCUCUCAGGAAACAUAUUCUUCCCACUUCCUCUUCCUAAUGGUAUUUCAGUUUGUCAAGAGCCAAAGCCUGAAAAAUAUGGUUCAAUGUGAGACAUGUCAAUUUCAUAAUAUGACAGCAGCGGCACGUCAAGUGUAUAGCAUUGCUGCUUAUAAUUGGUUCUGAGUAUUGCCUCAGAUUGAAGUGUUAUUUCCUGUGUCAGCCCGAGCUUCUCACCGAACUGAGAGACACACAGCUUAUCGGGGCUUUUCUUAAAUGAGAAACAAACCUGUUAGAAUUACAAACACAAACUGUGUUGCACCGUCCACAGGAAAGGGAGUUGAGUCCACCUAAAAUGCAAGACUUUUAUUCAUUUCAGUUUACAAGUUAAAAAGGCAUUGAGCAUCGUAGCUCGAUGACUGAAAGCAAGACCAAUGUGUGUGUUGACCACACACCAUAUCGGAUGUGUUUGAAUGAAGCUGUUCUCUCUUAAAGACUGUAGAAGAGUUCAUGACCCCUUCUCUGUAUUAUACCACAGAUACUGUCGUGGCCAUUUGUCCAAUGAAUCAAAAACAAACAUAAAUCCUAUUGCCACUGACACACCAUGGGUUUGUGGUUUACGCAGCCAUAAGAAAGCAUUGUCCAUUCAGGAAUACGUUUUCUGAUUAUUUGUUCAACUAAACAAAACAAGCAAAAAAACAAAAGAACCGGUGCAUGCUGGUCCUUUACCUGCCUACUCCUACAUAUAACCACAGGUGCCCACAGUGUUACCCAAUUAACGAACAAAUGAACAACCAAAAGACUAAAUAUAUCUAGACAACAACAACAACAAAGAAUUAAACUAAACUAUAAACUAUCACAAGAAAAAGCUAUUCUGAUAUAUCAAAACAUCUAACCUAAAUAAGCAAACAACCUGAAUGAUUCAACAAUACUACUUGUCAAUAAAAUAACGAAAUACUAAUAUCAAAUAAUUAGUUCCAACAGACACAUUGGUGUUGCUUAAAUCAAACUUCUGCAAGUUUAAGGGCUGAUCUAUUUUUAACCCCCGUGCCACCAACCUGCUGUUGGGAAAUGUUUGUAAAUUGUGAAUAAGCCGUUCUGCGAUGCCGUCGUCUGGCACAAGUGACAGCAUUACUCUGUGCUCUCUGCUCAUCCACUACCUGUUUUCUUUUGAGGAUGUGCGGUGGCUUUAAUUUCCUGUCAAAAAGAUGUACAAGAUUUCCACUGAAAUCCCGACGUGGUGUUUUGCAGUAAACUUGUUCUUCAUGCAUGUAUUCUCUGUAGCCACCUGAUGCUAACUAUAAGCAUAGAGAACAUGAUGAGAGAAGUUGAAGAAUACAUUAGAAUAUCUUGAAUGCUCAACACACACAGAAUGAACAGAGUAUAUAAAGGGCCGUUGCACAAUCUAACUUCUCCUAAAGUUUAAAUUAUAUUCACAUCAUUUAUUACACAGUAUGCCGUAUUUACUUGACUGAUUUUUAUAAUUUCUUUACCAGCUGUAAUGGAAAAAUGUCAAAACAUCUGUGUCUGUUAAUGACCUCUCAAGAUUACAAUUUAGGAAACUGACAAGAGUUUUAAGGGAAUAAGCGCAUGUGUGUUUGUAUUGUAUUUUUGACGAGACACCAACCAAACGUAUACAUGUUCUAGGUAUUAAAAAAUAUAUAUUAUUCAUUCAUGUGUGUCUGUUUAAUUUAAUUUCUGUAAAUCUUGUGAGAUUUAGUCAUGAGAAAUCUCAUAAUUGACCUGAAAUGUGUAUUGUGGGGCUUGUUGCUGUAAUGUAAUGUUGAAAACAAACUGGUUUAUAAUUCAAACAAUAUCAUUUUAUUCUGUAUUUGAACAAUCAAUGUACAAAAUUAAAAUACAACAUGCAGUAACCUAUAA